Molecule: messenger RNA, 2268 nt
Organism: Anopheles funestus (African malaria mosquito)
Lineage: Eukaryota; Metazoa; Arthropoda; Insecta; Diptera; Culicidae
Exons: 5
Coding region: 415-2163 (582 amino acids)
Source: RefSeq, a predicted model, not a curated record
UACUACAAACGUAAACAAAAAGCGGGCGCCUGGUGGUUCACCGGUACCUGUCAAACGUGUGUACAACCUGUCAAGUGCGAAGCGGCGAUAAACAAAAAAAAGCAGCCAACGAACGGUUGUUGCUUGACGGCAUGGAUAGGAAGCGGUUAAAAACUAUUGGUUACCGUUUCUUAGGCAACGGUCGAACACCGCGCUGCGAAUGCGUUGUUUGUUUCUAUACAGCGAGAUGUGUCAGUCUUUCCAAGCCUUUCGGAACGUGCUGACAGGCAUUUCUUUUCAGGGGGUGUACUUUUUUUUCGGCAGUAAAUGUUCACUUGAAAACCACCAAAAAAGAAGCUAAAUUCUCGUUGAUUAAUCUAAAUCGGGUUUGUGUUUUAAAUUGUUUUGGAAGUUUGAUUUUAAACCAUCCAAUAAAUGGCGAAAAAGGGAGGAGUACAGCAACUCCAGACGGAAAUCAACACCGAUGAUGAGUUUGAAAAGUUUCUCGAACGUGAUGGAUUACUUGUGCUGGAUGUGUACACGGAAUGGUGCGGACCGUGCGUGGGUAUGAUUGGAAGUUUGAAGAAAAUCAAGCUGGAACUCGGCGGAGACAAUUUGCAGCUGGCUAUCUGUAAAUCAGACGAAAUAGGUGCGCUCAAACGGUUCCGCAACAAAAGUGAACCAACGUGGCUGUUUGCUUCGCAUGGGAAAAUCGUAAAUCUAAUGUUCGGCACUAAUGUGCCGAAGUUGAUCAAUCUCAUCACCGAGGAGCUAGACAUCGAGCUCAAAUGUCGGGCGGGUGAAGUCGAGCGCAGCUACUACGAGCUCUGGGAACUGACGCCUGAAGAGCAGGAACGUGAAGAUGUGCGGCAGGAGCGGGAAGAAGAGGUGGCCCGGAUCGAGAAGGAAGCGGCGGCGAAGAAGCGGCUCGACUACAUCACACACGUGACGGACGAGAUCAUGACGAACAUCCCGGACAUGGGAAUCACCCUGUUUAUGCCGCACGUACACAAGGACGUGUUCAAGAAGCUGCACGAUCAUGCCGAAAAGCACGAUCUGCACAUGAAGGAGAAGCGGUUGGUGCAUCUAAACCCGAAGAUGCUGGAAGUGUUGCACUUUGAGUGCGAGAAUCGGCUGGCAGAUGAUGUGUUCGAGCAGAUCUACUACAAGGACAUUCAGGCGUACGUGUGGAAGCUGACCGAGGGUGAAACUCGCUUGCCGGAAGAGGUGAUCGGAGCGUUCGUGAAGAUAAUUACCGAACCGGUCGAGGUGCUGGAUGCGGACGGUAACGUGGAGAAGGUGAUUCCACGCAUGAUCGAACCGCUCGAGAUGAUGUAUAACGCGAACGAUGGCACUUGGAAGAUGGUUUCGAAGCUGCCACCGCAGAAGAGUGCUAGCUCCAUUGCGACGACCAACUCGUCUGAGUCUCAGGCGUCCCAGGACGCGUCGAAGGAAACGUUCGACGAGGACGCUUGUCCACGGUUGAUCAUACCGGGCGUAUGGACACCAACGAAUCGGCGGGCAAAUGCGGCACUGUUUUAUCUGCUUUUCCGUCAUCUAACGGAGCACUUUUUGCCACCGGAUCCGGUACCGGAACCACCCCAUAUUUGUAUGGUGUUUGACGCUUACAAGAAGCGAGACGUACUCGAGGUGGCAAUGAACGAGAAGUACAAAACGCAGGUCAUGGCGUUCGGGUACUUCAGCACCGGUGAUCCAAAAACGGCAGAGCUGAUCGCCAAAACAACCGAGCGCUACACGACCAAGCGUCCGAACGUCAACGACAAGCUGAUCAUGAAGGUGUCGAAGGCGACGAGCCACGCGAUGCUUGCCCUCACCGCGAUGGGCCCUUGCUAUGUGAGCCAGAAUGCCGUCGAGGGACAGGAGGAGUGUGCGGCCCUGUUCCCACCGAACUACAACUUCGUCGAGGAGGAAAAUGAAACCGGCGAGGUGGAGAAGAAGAAGCACAAAAAGAAGCGGCGUGGGAAGAAGAGUGACACAUCGGUAUCGUCCGCGGCAGAUUCGGCCGUCUCCACAACACCGUCGGCGGAACCGGGUGCGGACGGGCAGGGCGAACUGGGUACGAUCGGUGAGGGUUCCACCGGGGAGGAAGGCGAAACGACAUCCUCCUCCCAGAACUCGCCAGAAAAAACGGGAGGCGAUCCGGAGGAAGGUGCUCCUUCCUAAAACGGAAACAGUAGAGGAUAAAAGAAAUUACACUAUAAAUCGAAUCAAACCACUUUUUAUUUUUCUUACAACUGCAAAUCAUAAAACACUACAUUUAAUAAUAAA